AGACCCCAGACGUGUACAUCGUGGAGCGGUUGUUCUCCAGCAGUCUGGUGGUGGUGGUCAGUCUCUCCAUCCCCAGACGGAUGAACGUCUACCACUUUAAGAAGGGAACGGAGAUCUGCAACUACAGCUACAGUAACAACAUCCUCUCUGUCAGACUCAACAGACAGAGGCUGGUGGUGUGUCUGGAGGAGUCAGUGUACAUCCACAACAUCAAAGACAUGAAGCUGCUGAAGACCCUUCUCAACACGCCCUCCAACCCCUCAGGUCUGUGUGCUCUGUCCAUCAACCAUUCCAACUCGUACCUGGCCUACCCAGGCAGCUCCACCAUCGGAGAGAUCAUAGUUUACGAUGCCAACAACCUGAGCACUCUCACAAUGAUCCCGGCCCAUGACAGUCCCCUGGCUGCUCUCACCUUUAACUCGUCAGGCACCAAGCUGGCCAGCGCCUCGGAGAGGGGUACUGUAAUCCGUGUGUUCUCCAUCCCAGAGGGACAGCGUCUGUUUGAGUUCCGCAGAGGGAUGAAGAG
This is a messenger RNA of Oncorhynchus gorbuscha (pink salmon), 526 nucleotides long. Its product is annotated as WD repeat domain phosphoinositide-interacting protein 1-like. The annotation marks the transcript as partial. Lineage: Eukaryota; Metazoa; Chordata; Actinopteri; Salmoniformes; Salmonidae. Gene Ontology annotation, molecular function: phosphatidylinositol-3-phosphate binding; phosphatidylinositol-3,5-bisphosphate binding; protein binding. The record is from RefSeq and is a predicted model, not a curated record. Gene Ontology annotation, cellular component: phagophore assembly site membrane; cytosol; extrinsic component of membrane. Gene Ontology annotation, biological process: protein lipidation; protein localization to phagophore assembly site; nucleophagy. The transcript has 6 exons.